CACAUGAUUAUCGGAGGUUGCCAUCUUGCCUGAUUUGUUUUUAACAACAUUUAGAUGUAUGAUUUACAGCAAGCUCCGUGGACUUUUCUAUAAAGGGAAGCCUCCGCAGCAGGAUUUCCUUUCACGUCAAGCAGCUUGGAAGAGUAAACCAACUGGACGGUGGUCAGGAAAUACUGAGCAUCAGUCUUUCUUCACCACAUCUAAAUGAAAGCACGAGCAGCCGUCAGAAAUCCACAACAGGUGGAUAUGACACAUAAACCAGGACAAAUUGUCUGCAAGCAAGGGACCCAAAGGCCAUGUUAUAAAAUUAUCUACUUCCAUGACACAUCAAGAAGGUUGUCCUUCCAGGAAGCACACGAUGAAUGUAAACGGGAUGGUGGUCACCUUAUGACUAUAAAGUCUGAAGCAGAGCAGAAAUUUAUCCAGAAUCUCAUCCAGAGUCUCACAGCUUCUGACGGGGACUUCUGGCUUGGCCUUCGGAGAGUCGAAGAUGAAUCACCAAAUUCCAGUGACUGUCAGAGCCUAUACACAUGGGUUGAUGGCAGUAAACCAACAUUUUGGAACUGGUAUGUGGAUGAACCCUCGUGCGGCAGUGAGGUGUGUGUGGUCAUGUACUACCAGCCAUUUGCUAGCCCUGGUGUUGGUGGCCGAUACAUGUUCCAAUGGAAUGAUGACCGAUGUAACAUGAAGAACAAUUUCAUAUGUAAAUAUUCAGAAGUAGUGAAGUCCACACGUCCCCCAACUCGAAAUGGGUCAUAUACCAGUGUUGAACCCAUUGCUAGCCGACCACCAGAUGUUUCCAUAAAGAAUGUCAAUCAGACAGCCAAAGAAGCUGAUGAGUCCAAUCUACAUUUCAUCCUUAUUGCAACAAUUCCGGUGCUGACACUGCUGCUGAUAUUUAUCGGAGUAUUGUGCUGCUGCAUCAUAGAGAGAAGGAAACAAGAAAGAAGUGAAUCAUCAGCAAAGGAGCCCAGCUUUUGGUUAUCUCCAAAUCGGCGAAACAGCCCAAACCUAGAAAUUUACAAUGUUAUUAAAAGGCAGACUGAUGCAGACCUGGCAGGUACAAGACCAGAUAUCCGGAACACAUCAUUCCGAGGUCCCUCCGGAGAAACGUCACCCCCUGACAACCUUUCGGGCGAUUAUGACAAUAUUGCAGGACGUCAUUCAGAGAGCGGCUUUGUUACUCUAGCCAGCACAGAAAGUGGCUUUGUUACCAAUGAACUCUAUGAGCUGUGCAAUGACAGGUAUGGCAGAAGCACAGAGUCAGGCUGGGUAGAGAACGAAAUAUAUGGUUAUUAAAUAAAACAAGACAAUGGAAUAAGAAAAUGUUAUUUGUAAGAUUGAUUUCCAUACAAACAGAAGUAGGAGGGCUGCCUGUGGAUCUGCAGUUGUCGUGUAGAAUAAAUACAUGACAUGGACUGUACAUUGGAAGAAUAAUGCAGACGCUCAUCAAAAAAACCUGGAAGAAGCAACAAAAUGAAAACAUUGAUAGUUUUGUUUUAUUUUCUGAACAAAUUGCGAAUUUCUACACUGCAUAUUCAGCCUGCAGCUACUCAUUUCACCACAAGAUGGCACUAUAGACAAAGAGAACAAAAAUCCUUUUUUUCCUCCUUAGUGUCAUUUGUUUUGCACGUUUUUUCCCCCAUUCGUAAGCUCAUUCUGGUUUACAAACUACCUCAGGUGAAAUGCCAAGAUAAGGCUUCUUCCCGGCCCCAUUUCAGCUUUUCUGGUUGAUAUGGAAAAGUUGCUGACAACUGUAUGUAUCAUUCUGUAUGAAGAAAAUAUAAAUAUGCAUCUUUAUAAUGUACAGAUCUGAUCCUCUGCAUAUAGUUCUCUUUCUCUACAGCGGUUUUGAGUGAAGAAUGAACGUACCAUGUAGCAGAUACUGUACACUCAUUCUAGCACUGCAUAUCUUCUGUGACACUAAGCAUAUACA
Hyla sarda is the source of this 1936-nucleotide messenger RNA. RefSeq names its product layilin (gene LAYN). Gene Ontology annotation, molecular function: hyaluronic acid binding. The transcript has 9 exons. The record is from RefSeq and is a predicted model, not a curated record. The coding region runs from base 205 to 1299 and encodes 364 amino acids. NCBI's taxonomy places the organism in Eukaryota, Metazoa, Chordata, Amphibia, Anura, Hylidae.